Molecule: messenger RNA, 628 nt
Organism: Actinia tenebrosa (Australian red waratah sea anemone)
Lineage: Eukaryota; Metazoa; Cnidaria; Anthozoa; Actiniaria; Actiniidae
Biological process (GO): negative regulation of ATP-dependent activity
Cellular component (GO): mitochondrion
Molecular function (GO): ATPase inhibitor activity
Source: RefSeq, a predicted model, not a curated record
AUGAUGUAACCCGCUUCAAUCCAUGCGCCUUGUUAGGGAAAUCAAGAUGGCGGCAUAUCGUGCAGUAGUUGGUCGUCUUUUUGCUCUUUCUAGACCAGUUUGCUUGGUUAGAAUGAUGAGUGGUGAAAUGGGAAGCGGUUCUGGAAGGGGUGGAGGAGGUGGCGGAACUAUCAGAGAUGCUGGAGGUGCAUUUGGUAAAAUGGAACAUGCACAUGAGGAACAGUACUUCAGACAACUGCAACAGCAACAACUUGAAGCACUGCGAGAGCAACAAAAACACAUGAUUGAAACAAUUGAAAAAGAAAUAGAGCACCAUGAAGAAUCAAUCAAACGCAACAAGGAACAACUAGCAAAAUACCACAAAUUAAUGCAGAAAUCAGAUUCCAAGGGUAGUGGCAGUGACUCAGAUUAAAAGCAUUUGGAAGCAGAGUUGACUAUUUGUUAUUAUUAAAGGAAAUUGGUUUUCUGAUCUGCUGAAUUAUUGUUGUUGUGAAUCAAUUUAUUGUUAACAGUUUCAAGUCUGUCGUCUACUGCCUCAUUGUGAAAUGUUUUAUAUCAUUUGGUUUCAAUUGGUGCUUUUUGCCAUGAUUUGCAUAUUUAUGAAUUAAAAAAAGUGUGAUUUCCAUGC